Molecule: messenger RNA, 3306 nt
Organism: Trichobilharzia szidati
Lineage: Eukaryota; Metazoa; Platyhelminthes; Trematoda; Strigeidida; Schistosomatidae
Source: the annotation of a GenBank genome assembly
AUUAAAUGCUGUUGCUUUAAAAUUUCUCUUUCAAAACUGCUUUUAUAUUUAGUGUGUAUGUGAAUAACAUGUGAAACCAUCUUUCUCUGGUGUAUGUCGACUAAAUUCUUUCUAGCGUUUAAAUUAAAUAUUUACUUAUCAAUCACUUUCAUUUUUAUUUUUACAAAAAAAAAACAACUGUCCCGCUGACAAAUGACAUUUAAAUCUCCGCAAAAAAAAAGAACACCGAGGAUGGAUUAAUCAAGUAGUGGCUAAUAAAUAAUUCCAGAUAAAUUUUUGAAUGAGUACAAAUGAACACAAUGUGCAUUUCAUGGAUUUAAAUUUGCCGGGUUCAAUGUUCACGAAACGCUGAGACAGUCAAACAAAAAAAACCUAUUGAACAAGUAUAGAAAGAUUUAAACACUAUGCUGCCUUCACAACCAUGGUUACAUGAUAUAACAAUGAGAAUAUUUAUAAGUUUUCUAGUGGUCUGCACUAGCCUGCAUCAAACUUUCACUAAACCAUUGGACAUUGAAUCAGAUACACCGUUGACAAUCAGUUUUAAUCCACCGGCAGAUCAAGUCCUUCUCAAUGAACCAUUAAUUAUUCGUUGUGAAGUUAACACAAUGAGCAAUGAAAGAUUAGACUCGAGCAAUAAAAAUAUUCUCAGUGGAUAUAGUAUGUUUUUUCUAUGUCCAAUAGCACCAUGGGGUAAAUUUUGUUUUCAUAAUUGUCAAUCGGCGUGUGUUGGUGAAAAUCCCGGUAAAUGCCCCUACGAAAAUGAAUUAGGCUUAGUUAAGUGUCGUACUGUUGUUACACAAGAAGGACAUAUCUUCUAUGAAUAUACAAUACCGAGUUUAACUAAACCAUGGCUUGGAUUAGACCUUUCAGACAGCAAAAACCCCAGCAAUAAUAAUGAUGAUAUUGCUGGGAAAGAUUAUGAAAAGAAAAAAGGAUUUUCUUGUAAAACAGCUGGAUUAAAAACACCAAAUAUUCAAUUGAUUUUAGCAAAACCACCAGUCACUACACCGAAACCUGUUCAGCUAUCACCAUUAACUACACAGCCGGCAAAAACACUGACAGUAAUAAAUCCUACAAAUAAAAGCAUUUCUGAUAAAAGUGGAAAAUUAAAUCAGGAUGCAGUGAAUCCCAAAACACAAGAAGAUGUAAAUCAGUCUAUAAGAGCAAUAAAUGCUGACCUUAAAGCUGCCUUAACACGUGAAAUCCUGAUUGUUGGCGCGGUUAUCAUUGUGUUCAUUUCAGUUAUAGUGAAUGUGUUCUGCUGUAUUCGAUGUGCACUGAUUCGACAGUAUUCGAAAACAAAAGAUCGUGUUCACAUGCAACAUUUAUUCUGUAUGGCUGAAGAGAUACGUAAUGCUCGUAUAGUGAAACAGAUCAAUGGAAAAGGUCGUAGUUAUCGUGAUCGAUUGGAGAGUCAUCAAAGUCCACAUUACCAACAACAACAACAACAGCAGCAGCAGCAGUUACGCCUAACCAAUUUACUUCAUGAUGGCAGUACCCCAGGCGGUGGUAGUAGUCUUCUGAUGAUGAAUAAAAUUCAACCACAAGUCAACGGUUAUGAAUCUUAUCAACCUUCUGUAGACUAUGGGUCAGAAUAUGUAACCAGUCUGAAUUGUCCAGUCGUAGGUUAUAGUGAUAAUCAAUCCUCUGGUCUACCGGCAGAUAUAAAUCUACGUUACCUACCUGAUGGUAAGUCAGGGAAUCGACAGUCAAUGUCUGCUUUCUCUUUAGUCCAUGGUCAGUUACCAAUGAUAUGGCCCAAUGGCAACAACAACAACAACAUUUCUAGUGACUUACAUCGUCGGUCAAUUUCCAGUGUACAAAGAGGCGGUGGGAAUUCUAUCUCAUCACAUGCAUCACAACAACAAAUUGCUGCAGCUGUUACCAAUUUCUACUUACAACAUCAACAACACUUUAUGGAGCUACAGAAUCAUUUGAAUAAUACCACAGCAGAGACGAGUACAGUCAAUCAAAUUGGCUCAGAGGGUAUGGGUUCGUGUUUCGGUAGUAUUGGUCAACCGGAUUCAAGUAUUCUCUCUGACUUGAAUGUAAUCCCGACGAAUUCUGGUGGGCCAGACAGUGGUAACGGUGAUUCCAUAAUCACAUCAAACUUAGUUAAUAAUAAUAAUUCUCCAGUGACCAUGAACAGGAGCAAUGGUAAUAAUAAUAAUAAUAACAGUAAUAAUGUGUUUCUAAAGGGUAAAUCAUCUCCAUCACGUACCUCUAUAACUACAGUGAAUAACCAAUCAAAUUAUUUGAUUUCAACUGAUCAUACAUUUAAUCCAACCAAUCAAAUUUCAGCAAAUUUUAGAAAUGUAUCACCUAUUGUCAAUCGAUCUCAACCGAUUGGAUCAUCCCAGUCUCAGUUAGCUGUACUGAUGAAUAAGCUGAACUAUACAAAUUCUUCGAAUCCACAAAUACUGCCCAAUAUGUGUACUAAUGCAUCGACACCUGUUGGAACAUUGAACUCACAAUCUGACAGUGGAGCAGGUUCAGGUAGUGGAAAAGUGUCUAUUGAUUCAUCAGAGAAUCGGAUAAAUCCGUCAAAAAAUGACUAUGUUAUUUAUAAUCCAUCUGAUAUGCAGGUGGUCGAUAAUAAAUAACCAGCAUAGAUAUUAUUAUUAUUACUACUACUGAAAUCUGUCUCCUGUAUGAAGACUAAAGACAAUGAACAUUCUGCUUUUAUACUAUCGAAUCAAUAAUAUCACAGUAUUAUCUUGCCUUGAAAUGACUAUUCAUUUUCGACCGAUCAGUGUGUCUUGUUUAAAUGAACUAAAUUACCGAUAUAUACUAGUCAAAAUUUUCGCCUUUCGAAUGAUUAUAUACAUUCAAACAAAUAAAAGAAGAAUAGAAACUAAUAUCAUUUUUAUAUUUAUUUAAAAAACUUUUCUAAGCAAUAAUUUUUCAUAAAUUAUUUGAAAAUAAAAUUUCUUAUAUCAAAAACUAAAAAUGCAACGAGCACCAUGAAUACUUACAUGUUUACUGACAAUAUUUAUUUAACUCAUUAUAUAUUCCUGAAUAUCUAAAUAAGUAAUUUAUUUCGUUCCUUUUUUAUCAGAAGUAUUCAGACAAUUGUGUUAAUUGCUUAAAUUCUGUUAUUACAUAAUUGGCUGACUCUCUCUUCCUCUCUAUCACUAUACUUCGCUGAGUUUAGGUUUUCUAAACAGCGAAUUUCAGAAAGGGUAUUCUAUGUAUCCAACAACGGUACUUUAUAAAGCUGUUUUUCUAAACAUCUGACAAAUUCAGACGAUGUAAUAUGUAAUUAUUUAUAGAAAUAAGUAUAAAUAAAAAUGACUGUUAUUGAAA